Culex quinquefasciatus (southern house mosquito) is the source of this 444-nucleotide messenger RNA. Its product is annotated as small integral membrane protein 20. NCBI's taxonomy places the organism in Eukaryota, Metazoa, Arthropoda, Insecta, Diptera, Culicidae. Gene Ontology annotation, cellular component: mitochondrial inner membrane. Gene Ontology annotation, biological process: mitochondrial respiratory chain complex IV assembly. The coding region runs from base 109 to 339 and encodes 76 amino acids. The record is from RefSeq and is a predicted model, not a curated record. The transcript is spliced from 3 exons.
CGAUUUGCAUAACAUUCUGUAAAUUUUGGUAAGCAAGUUUAGCCUUAAAUUGCUGUUUUCGUAAAAAUAAGCGAUUUUUUGCAGUUAACGAUACAAAAACAGUUAAAAAUGGCUCCAAUUAAGAUGCGUGGGAAGAACUACGUGCUGUUCGUGGGCGGCAUCAUUGGAUUUAUUGGUUUGGCUUGCUACCCGAUCAUUAUUGCUCCGAUGAUGAAUCCGGAGGAAUACAAAAGGAUACAAAAGGUCAACCGAGCCCAUAUUAAGCAGGAGGAAAUUCAGCCUGGAAACAUGAGGGUGUGGAGCGAUCCGUUCAAACCUAGGGAGGAUAAGCCGCAGUGAAGGCCACGUGGUGCUUGAGGCCAACACGAAGGAUGCGUAAUAUCUAGUUUUGUUAUUUGUGAUUUACUGUAAUAAAAUAAAAUACAGCUAAAAUAAUAAUUAUAA